ACUCUUGCCGGCUACACUUUGUCCAUUGAAGCGACUGAAGACGCCUACGGAGUUAAGCUGCCCAAAAAUAAAGAGAUUUUAGUCAAAGUGGAUGCUGACACGAGCGAAUACAUGCCAACCGGACUGGUUUCCGCCACCAAAUACGACGUCUUCAUCUGGGCUACCACCAAACCGGACCCUAAUGGCAACGGUGGUGGUGAUGGAGAAGUGGCAUUCUUGGUCUUCAACACAUUGCCAUUCUGUGAGUCGAACAGCCUGUACUGGUAUGGCCGAUUUUGUCUUUUUUUGGUAUGA
This is a messenger RNA of Protopolystoma xenopodis, 294 nucleotides long. The record is from the annotation of a GenBank genome assembly. NCBI's taxonomy places the organism in Eukaryota, Metazoa, Platyhelminthes, Monogenea, Polystomatidea, Polystomatidae.